AUGUCGACAAAUCCAGCUAGACUAGUACUGUUAGAUGAGGACACAGCAUUCGAACAUGUAUUUGACAGAUACACAAAUUUGCAGAAAAAUGCCAGUAAACUGAGUCAAGAUCUUGGCAUAGUGUCAAGAUCGACUACUUCUGUGAAUCUUGAGUUUGGGCCUAGAGACGAGAAACAAUGCCUUAGAAGGGAGCGCUUUUCUUUCGAAAUCUCUCAAUCCCUGUCGUCACUGAACUCUUCGCAGAAUAACAACAAUUCCACAACAGGCUAUGUGGUGUGGUCGACGACUCCUUUUUUCCUGCAAUGGCUUUUGUAUUCUCCGACAGGACAUGUCUUUGCCCAUGGUGGGACGCUAGAGUGUGAGACAGAGACUAAUUCCAAGACAUGCAUCAUUCCAGCGAUUUUCAGCGAUAUCAGAUUGGAGUCCGAGGAACAGCCAUUGAGGCAAAUCGUAGAGCUGGGGUGUGGGGUGGCGGGUAUUUUAGGCAUAACGUUGGGCAAUUACGUCGACAAAUAUGUGUACACGGACCAAAAGGCGCUCUUGGAUCGACUUAAGCACAAUGUAGCAGCAAAUGUUGACGAAAUGAGAAUGCGAGGCAUGGAAUCAUCUACAUUGGGAUUUGAUUUGCCGCGCAAAACCCCACUUAGGACUCAAAUGGACGUUCUAAGUCUCGACUGGGAAAAAUUCGAUCCCAGACCUGCAAAGCUGCAUCCUCUACUCAAACCACAGCGAACAGCCAUCGUGACUAUUUUAUCUUUAGACGUGGUCUAUAACGAGUAUCUGAUAGAGCCCUACUUACGCACCGUCCAGGGACUCUUGAGGGCUUACAAAGAAUUAGGCCACGUAUCAUAUGCACUGGUCGGUAUCCAGCUGAGAGACCAAGAAAUCAUCCAAAGUUUCCUCGAAUGCGCUAUAGUCGAAUUUGAACUACUGGUCCGUGCUAUAAUGGACCCUGAGAUAGAAAGCACAAGAUUUGGCCUUUACUACAUCGAGUUGAACGAGUAG
Lachancea lanzarotensis is the source of this 1005-nucleotide messenger RNA. It is a transcript of the gene RKM5, whose product is annotated as LALA0S03e02300g1_1. NCBI's taxonomy places the organism in Eukaryota, Fungi, Ascomycota, Saccharomycetes, Saccharomycetales, Saccharomycetaceae. The record is from RefSeq and is a predicted model, not a curated record. The transcript has a single exon. The coding region runs from base 1 to 1005 and encodes 334 amino acids.